Molecule: messenger RNA, 1576 nt
Organism: Episyrphus balteatus (marmalade hoverfly)
Lineage: Eukaryota; Metazoa; Arthropoda; Insecta; Diptera; Syrphidae
Gene: B9d2
Product: B9 domain-containing protein 2
Exons: 4
Coding region: 1024-1557 (177 amino acids)
Biological process (GO): cilium assembly
Cellular component (GO): MKS complex
Source: RefSeq, a predicted model, not a curated record
UCGUAAAAAAAAUCAGCAAAAAUGGUUAUUUCCCAUCAACCUGGGCACCCUGAUAGCACACUCGUUAAAACUUUUUUAUGCUCCUCCCGCUCAACUCCACCACUCCCUCCAUCAAAUUGAUAUACGACACUUUACUGAGUUGUUAUCUCUCUAAAUCCCAAUAGGACUUAAUUUCCUCUCAACUUAUUUAGUAAGAAUUCAGCGCUAAAAUGCAAAGUAAAAGUAUACUGAAAAGAGUAUCAACAUGAAGGAUAUUUUACAUCAAAAACAAAAUCAUAUCCCCUUUUUGUAACAUAGAAGAAAAAUGUUUUUCAAAAAAACUGUAAUCCCUGCCGAAUUCAUGUUUGUAAUUUCCUUUUCUAAAAAUUUUGAUUUAAUUCAGGAAGGUAUUACACAGAAAUGUACUGUUUUUCUCCCCGUGAAUUCUAUAGGUAGCUUGAUAGCUGCAUGCAACAUCCACACGGCAGCUUCAUACGCAACAAAAGGAUAUUCGGUUUCAUAUUUAGACAACGAGAGUUCGAGUUUCAAGAUACGAUUUUAGAGGAUUUGAAUGAAAAAGUUGAUGGCGGGCAUGGGAUGGGGGAGGAUUGAUAAAGGUAGAAUAAAACCUAUAGAUAUAUGCAUUCACCCAUAUGCUAAUGUCACAUCGAAAAGGGAUGAAAACGCUAACAACGAACAACGAAGUUCCGUCCGUUGUCAUUCGUCGUUGUCGUUCAUGAGGACUAAGAGAACGAUGAGGACGACGAUGAAAAUGCACCCUUCAUUUGUUGUUUUGACAAAAUAUUCACUCACCUGUCCUCGUGCUGUCGCCAUGGCGCCAACCAUGACCAAAACCAAAACAAAUUCGAUUUCCUGCUAUAGUCCGUUCCUCAUUUGGAAUUCUGUCAGUAAGCGUUGUGAAUCAAGUUGCAAACACACAUUCACAGUUAGUCAUCAGUUUUCAGUUCAGAGUUUUCCGAAUUUUUGAAUGUGGAGAAUUUAUUGCAUAAAGCCACAACUUUGUGCCGUUAUAGGAGGAAAUUGAUGGCGGAGGUGCAUAUCGUCGGACAGAUAUUGAAGGCAGCCGAUUUUGAAGAGUCUCAUCUCUUCUGCAAGUGGAGCCUUCAAACUGGUUCCGCUUGGAAAGUUGUACAAGGCAGGUCGGAAGGACGGAGCUUUGUUUGCUCGAACCCGCUAGAGAAAUCUUCGGAAUUUUGUUGUCCAUUGGAUAUACAUUUGGCCACUGGCAGUGUGCAGGGUUGGCCAAAAUUGCACGUGGAAAUUUACGCAGUGAAUUUUCUUAAGAAUACCUGGCCUGUUGGAUUUGGAGUUGUUUAUAUUCCUACGUGCCCUGGAUACCAUCGAAUAGAAGUAGACACUUGGAAAGUUGCUCCCGUAACAAUUUGGGAUAGUGUAAGAGAAAAAUUUGGAGCGGGUGGGAUUGCACUUAGUAAGGAGGAUCUUAUAUUUUCGGGAGUUGAAAGAUACAAAUUGAAAACAAAAACAUCAGGAAGUGUUGUAAUUGAAGUAUCUUUAAUAUUUCGAAAUUUUUCAAAAUACGGCGUUGAAUUUUCUUAAUUAAGAACUAAAACCAAUA